Fukomys damarensis (Damara mole-rat) is the source of this 1268-nucleotide messenger RNA. RefSeq lists its product as uncharacterized. The transcript has 4 exons. NCBI's taxonomy places the organism in Eukaryota, Metazoa, Chordata, Mammalia, Rodentia, Bathyergidae. The record is from RefSeq and is a predicted model, not a curated record. Bases 1 to 783 code for a protein of 260 amino acids.
AUGGGUGGUGAGGCUGGGGGGCCCACAGGGGCCGCUGGGAGCAACCCCCACCCCACAUCGCAACCCGGGGUGACAGAGAGCUCUGAAUCCUCGGUGGGCAUCAAGAGCAGCGCCUGGCACAGCUCCACACAGGCCAGGCCAGCGCGAGAACCCUGGUGGGCAGUUAGGAGGGGCAGAGGACAGGAUCCCCGCAGCCCUCAUCCUCUGCAGGCCGGAAGGAAGCCCAGGCAGGCGUCUGGUCCACAGCUCCCCGAUGAGAACCCGCUCAGAAGGAAAAUAACAUCAGUGCCAUUGUCUGGACUCCAAAUCCUGCCUGAGAAACAAAGCCAGCCCCACGGCAGCUGGGGUUCCCCUGGCAAAGCCUCAGCCCGGUGGCCUCAUCAGGGCGGCACAGAACCGCGGGGAGAGGAAGGGUCAGCACCUGCAGUGGAGACUCCCAUGUCCCCCACAAGCCCAGAAGUCACUGCCAAGGGCUGCAGAGGCGGCCGGUCCCAGUGGCGGCCGAGCCGGCAGACCUUGGCUGCGGUGCUCGCCUGGGUGGUCGCUUGUGACCCAGAGCAGAGUCUGCUUGCAACUCCUGUGUCACAGGCACAUCUCGGUCUCAGUGACCUGCUCACACCAACUCUCUCUGGUCUCAAGCUCCACAGCCCCAAGCACAAAAGUGACAGAAGUGAAGGCCAACCUGGUCCCCAAGGGAGGGGCUCUGCGGCUGUGUCUCAGGUCCCUUCUCCUCUUGGGACAGUGUCAGACACCAGCAACCUAAGGAGGAGAGGGUCAACUUGACUCACAGCCCUGGGUUUCAUUCCAUGGUUGGCCAGGGCUGGCAGAGGACAGCUGGUCCCCUCAAGGCUGCUGGGAAGCCCAGUAGGAAGGGAGGAGCCGAGCCAGGCCCAGGGUUUUGCUUCCAACCAGCGCCACCUCCUGACAACGCUCAGCCAUGAACGCAUGAUCGAUGGAUUCACAAACACCGCACCCCGUGAUCGAAUCCCCUCACGAAAUCGCCACCUCUAAACACAUGAGACAUUGGGGGACAUUUGAGAUCUAAACAGCAGCUGAUCUUACAUGUCUACCAUUGCACAUGUCCCUGGAGGCAAGUGACAAGUUAGCUGUGGCGAUAGAGUUUACUGGCUCAUGACACCAGAGGCUCGAGAGACAAACCCGGACUACAGGCACAGCUGCAUCCAGGAGCUCGCCUGCCUUUAUCAGGACCCCGACUCCCCUCUCUGUGUCUUGCCUUUGCCUCCCUCCCCGGUGACUUCAUGCUUCAG